CUGAUGGCACCGGCAGUGAAUACGAGGCGCCGGGCUGCCCCGAAAAAAACCACCGCGGCGGCCCAGGGUCCCCGCCGAAAGCGGCAAUGGAGGCCGGACCCACAGCAGAGCUUUCUGGGGAAUGUUCGGGAGGGGCAAGGAUUUGCAUUUUGGAGAAAGCAAAAGAUCCAACGGGAAUACAAGAAAUUACUAAAAAAGGAAGGAAAGGCACAUCCUCAAUCGAAAGUUCAAUAUACAGAUUCUUACCCAGAGCACUUGAAGCAUCUCUAUUUAGCUGAAGAGGAAAUGCUUGAGAAACAAUCAAAAUCUAAAAGAACUGUAGUUUUGUUAGAACAAAAAUGCAGCACAACAGUAAAGUCAGAUACGACUCAGAAGAAGUUUAAAAAGAAAACUUCAAAUCAAAAAGCAAAAGAAGAAUAUGAGAAAAUAAAGGCUGAACGUGCCAAGAAGAAAGAGAUCUAUUGAAUCAUGACUUCUCCCCUAGAUGAAGAUAUUUGGGCUGCACUUUCUUGCUGUAAACACUAGAGGCAACUCGAGCUUCUUUACAGGGCUCCAGGGCUUUAUUAUGUCUUUCCCUCACUCACCACAGAAGUGAACAUGCUAAGCUGUCAGCUGAUGGACAACUUGGAAUGGACCCUGAACACAGCAGACCAAUUGAUAUGUAGGGAUCUAGCGCCCUCCCACCUCACUCCCUGGGGGAUAUAUUUUCAUGCAGUUAAAUCAUAAAGGUGUGAAACUCUUUACCAAGGAAACUUACCGGAAAUCUCUUGGAAUGGAGGCUCUGGCUCACAGAUAGCUGAAUCAUCUUUUCUUUGCUUCCCCUUCCUCUUUUGUCACUGGUAAAAGUGAUUCAGAAGAUGAAAGGGGAAGCAAGUCAUCCUAACCCCCUCCUGUCCCCCCCGAUCAAAAAGGCUUUGGUACUCAGACCUAGUAGUGAGGUCUCAGAGGUCUUCCCUCCCACCUAUUCCUCAGGCAGGAGUUCCAUGCCUGUGUUCCCCUUAUGCCUGACAGGAAGGCUGUUGAACCACAGGCUCUAAAAAGAGGGGAUGCUCCUCCAAAGAGAGGACUCUUAACUUUUCUCAGGUGUUCCACUUAUUCAGAACAUGCAAAAUCUUCCUAAAGAUGCCAAUGAAAAGUGACCCCCCAGAAAACCAGGUUUUUUACAAAAUGGUAUAAGACCUUCCAUCGUUGCUGCUUGCACCUAAGUGCUAAAUAGUGUUAUAAAUCUUGACACAUCAAGUUUCUAAUAGAUCACACAUGAAUAGAUGAUUCUUAAGACAGCAUAUCUGUUCAUACCACAAGUCAGGGUUAUUUCCUUUCCAUAGAAAUGUGUUUUCUUGUAGUCGUGUGAGCAGGAAGAGCCUCCAAAAUGUAUAUCUGUAAAUGCAAGCCAUCCUGCAUAUUCCACAUGGACAGGGUCAUUCUUCCUGCUCCAGAAUAAUUUGUUUCAAGCCCAAUGUCAGCAUUGAUCUAAAGUAACUUUUCUCUGAUGGUUCUUUGUCUGGCCUGCAUGAAAUGCAAUUGAUUAGGAGGGUUUGAUAUUUGUUUUUGUUCAGUGCCACACAUUUUAGUAUUUUUUCAGUAAUGUUCAUUAAUAAAAUACUCAUUUAUGGACACUUUUUGUGUAUUUGAAAGGGACUUAGUAUUUGCCAUUAUUUAGAUUUUUUAGCUGCUUUGGGAUUCCUAUUUAGAAAUGUUUGCUUGUGUUAUUUACAUUUAACUGACUUCAUAUUUUCAUACAACAUAAAGCACUAUUCCUGCUGAAUCAUGAAAUAUUUCUGUUGCAUAAAAUUGUUUUUCAUGUGUUCUUAAUUUCUACAAAACACUCUGAAGCCUAUUUAUGCAAUGAAAAGAAUAUAAUAUGCAUUUUAUAAACUAGCAUCUCUUGACACGCACACUGCUGCUAAGACAUCUGUCUUUGUGGCCUUUUCAGUGUUGCAUUUCAAAGAAUAAAAUCCCACCAGAGCAGCCAUCCAAAUAAACUGAAGCAAGCUUUUAGUCUGAUUAGUGACAGCUUCACGUAUUUUUAUCAGACAUGACUUCAGUGUAUCAAACUAGUUAGUACGCUCAUUAAAAAUAUAAUUUGCUUUAAUAAUUUAUUCAGUGUAAAACAAAAUAUUGAUAGUAGCACCUAAACUGGCCCUAAAUGCUGAAUAAUAUUAUAUAAAGAGUUUUAUACCAUGCUCGUCAUUGUAGUAUGAGAGUGCCUUCCCGUUUGUUUGUUUUUCUUCUUCUUCUCUCCCCAGUGGCAGAAGUGUGUGCAGUACAGUGUCUUGUUUUAGUGGGGAGGCUUUUAUUUCUUGUUUUAGUUUUUUUUUAAUAUGUAUGUUACAGAAAGCAGGUUUAAAAAAAAAUGUCUUGCCCUUGGAAUAGAAGGUGGUGAGCUUUGUGAUUUUCCUUAGUUCCUGUGGGAUUUCAUUCUACAGCCUCAGCCAGCCCUUUAGAAAGUUCUGUGUGAAAGACAAAAGAGCUUUAGCUUUAUAGUAGAGAGUACCAUUGUGCCACAGAUGUGAAGAUGCCAACGCAGUCUUCAUUCCAAUGUUUUAGGCGAAUGUAACAUUGUUUCUGUUACAAUAAUAUCUGGCUCUUCUUCAGUUCUCAGAUUUCUUUUAAAAGUGGUGGUGGCCAUAAAAACAGUAUGGUACCCAAAUUCCAAUAUUUUCACGAGGAUGCUUGUAUUAUUUAAAAAUCACAUCUCGGGGUUUGUACUGAUUCUGAUGUUCUCAUGUCAGUUACAUUUUUGCUGCUUUUAUUUCAGGCAGCAGAGAAAAGGAAACGAGAAAGAGAAGAAGCUCAAAGGCUCUACAAGCAAAAGAAAAUGGAAACUUAUAAAAUAUUAAGUAAAAGGACCAAAAAAGGACAGCCAAAUCUAAAUUUACAAAUAGAAUUUCUCCUUCAAAAAAUACAACAAAAAACAUAGACCAGAUUAUCUUCUCUUUUCAGUGAAUUAAAUCAAUCUACUAAAUACA
Molecule: messenger RNA, 2969 nt
Organism: Dermochelys coriacea (leatherback sea turtle)
Lineage: Eukaryota; Metazoa; Chordata; Testudines; Dermochelyidae
Gene: CCDC59
Product: coiled-coil domain containing 59
Exons: 4
Coding region: 4-465 (153 amino acids)
Cellular component (GO): nucleus
Source: RefSeq, a predicted model, not a curated record